This is a messenger RNA of Anguilla rostrata (American eel), 3180 nucleotides long. RefSeq names its product ras-related protein Rab-3D-like. The transcript is spliced from 6 exons. Gene Ontology annotation, biological process: protein secretion; regulation of exocytosis; protein localization to plasma membrane. Lineage: Eukaryota; Metazoa; Chordata; Actinopteri; Anguilliformes; Anguillidae. Bases 201 to 875 code for a protein of 224 amino acids. Gene Ontology annotation, cellular component: plasma membrane; endosome; synaptic vesicle. Gene Ontology annotation, molecular function: GTPase activity; myosin V binding; GTP binding. The record is from RefSeq and is a predicted model, not a curated record.
AAUUUGUCAACUGAAAACAAACUGUUAACGGCCAUGUCAAUGUAACGGACAGUUAAAUUUGAAGAAAGUAAAAAAAAAAAUUAUUGAUUUCAUUGCAACAACCGAGCACGAUGCUUUGUGUCUUCUGCAUGACCAUGUAAAUCUACAGUACAGCAGACGGAGCAGCAUUAGUACGAGAUCCGGGAGCGCAGCAUUCAGCGAUGGCCUCCGCAAAUGACUCCCGGCAGCAGCAGCAGCAGCAGGCCCAGAAGGACGCGGCGGACCAGAACUUCGACUACAUGUUCAAGCUGCUGAUCAUCGGGAACAGCAGCGUGGGCAAGACCAGCUUCCUGUUCCGCUACGCCGACGACUCCUUCACCUCCGCCUUCGUCAGCACCGUGGGCAUCGACUUCAAGGUCAAGACCGUCUACCGCAACGACAAGCGGGUCAAGCUGCAGAUCUGGGACACAGCUGGGCAGGAGCGCUACAGGACCAUCACCACAGCCUACUACAGAGGAGCCAUGGGCUUCCUGCUCAUGUAUGACAUCACCAACCAGGACUCAUUCAAUGCUGUGCAGGACUGGGCGACACAGAUAAAGACGUACUCCUGGGACAACGCGCAGGUGAUCCUGGUGGCGAAUAAGUGUGAUCUGGAGGAUGACCGGCUCGUCCCCACUGAAGAGGGCCAGCGGCUGGCAGAUGAGUUAGGUUUCCAGUUCUUUGAGGCCAGUGCCAAAGACAACAUUAAUGUGAAGCAAGUGUUUGAGCGUCUGGUAGACGUCAUCUGCGAGAAGAUGAACGAGAGUAUGGAUGGGGAGCCCAGCCCCCUAGCCAAUCACCGGGCUCCUACCCUGCAAGACACGCCCCCUGAGAGCCAGGGUGGCUGCUCCUGCUAACCUAAGCUCCGCCCCACUGAAUGCGACAUGAAAUAACCCCAGAACACAGUAACCUGCGAUGACACACUAACCCAACGCCCUCAUUUGGCCCCCCCUGACAGUCCCCCCCCCACCAUCCCCCACCCCCUGGAUGUACUCCCUCUGAUGCCAAAACAUUGAGUGACUCUUCCCCCCCCAAGCCUCUUCAUCCGCUUCAUACAGCUCCUCGAAUAACCGUGUUGUUGCCUGAAACUCGAGUGAAAUGCACUCCGCUAUCUUGCCUGUAAUGCUUUCUAAAAUGUACCACAAUUUCCCUUCCAAGUCCCCCUGCCCCCCAUAUACAAGUUCAUCAGCUUUGAGAGUCUGCCCACCCCCCCCCACCCCCAUUUUUAUUUAACACCAUGCCACCUGUUUGAAAUAACUGAAGGGGGAAACGGCAAACACUGUGAAUGCUCCCCACCCAUCUGGGUUUCCACUACCCCUGGAGCCGUGUUAUUCUGCCUCUGUCACCAUGACCACAGGCUGCUUAGUGUCCGCAAAGCAAGUAGCAAAACCAGAAGACUUAGUCGUAAACACUGUUUCAGCACUCUUGCACUACUAUCGUGUUUUUCUUUUCAAGAGAUAAUAAUAUACCCAACACCCGCCGCACGUCCUUCUCUCCGCGUUUAAACCGUCUCACAAGUGCACGAGAGCGGUCCGCCCGAGCUCGCUCUGACCCUCACUGUGCGUUUAAGUGCCUGUGGGAGGCUCCCUUAAAAACCCGUUUCUCUGAGAGAACGACUCUCCGUGUUUGUGGGUGUGAAUUUACGUUGACCGACCGCCUCGCGAGACAGAAUGUCGUGCCGUUUCCCGAAAAAACUGCACGGGUGCAGGUACCAGAAGAAAAGCGGCCUGCCUCUACCGGCGGGCUUUGGUGGAGCCGAGCUGCGGUCGUCAGCACUCUGUCAGGUCGCACGGCGUCUGCGUAAGAAGUGCCAGUUUGACCUGCUUCCGCGCUGUGAAGGUCCCGCCAAGCUCCUGUGACUCACCCGAUUUGCCUCGCAAAUGAGUCGUUUUACUGGAAAAGCAUUGAGAAGCAGGAUCCAGCGGGUUUCUGAGUGUUUGGAGAGACGGGGCUUUAUGGAGCCUUUGAGGUGUGCCUGUGAGACCUUGUGCACAUUAUAUGGCUUUUUUGGAGGGUCAUGUUUUUUUUUUGCUAGUAAAUUAAAUUAAGGUCCCAGAGGACUGUCAGCAAUGUUGUGUGCUGACAUUUAUAUAAAUAUUUUAUUUUAUUUUAUUUUUUUUACAGGUGAUGUCUGUUUGGAUUAUUAAUAUUCAUACUCCAUAAAUGUUUGAAUGUAGCGAUGGAUAUUGUGCCAGGGAGGUGUAGCCUUACAGUUUAAUAAAAAAGUAUAGUUUGCUUUAGAGUGCAGUGCUUCCUCCUAGUGGAGGCUGAGUAUUAUUGCACAAAGCAAUGUCCUGGUUUUGACUGUCUGUUUCUGUUGGGGUUUUUUUUGUCUAACUUAAGCCCUGAAUCUAGUGCUUUUUAGAAUUCCCCUGACAUUUUUCAUGCUUAAUGAAGUACAACAAAAUUUCUGUAUUGCCCCACACUUUUCCCCCUCUCUGCCAACCCCAUCUCUUACACAGAUGCUGGACAAUGGUCACCCUAGUAAUCCUCUGAAUGUUGGCAGCUGGACAGAGCUGACUUUGCUGCUUUGCAGUGAUAGCACCAACAGAAAUGUUUAUGCCAAAAUUCUCUACUAGUGGGUGGUUUUAUCAUGACUGACCAAGUUUUACGUUGUGUUAUUUCCUGAAUUCUUUUAGGUUUUCAGGAGAGUGGUAUUUUGAUGUAGUUAGUCUCAUAUUUUCUGAACCCCCAGACAACAAGGUUAACUGUUGACGUGAAACCGUUCAAGCCUCUGGACAGGAACAUAAUUCACAUUGAGGCAGAAAUGAAAUUAAAGGUUACUAAAAGACACAAGCCAUGUGGUUAUUUCUUUUAGUAAUACGGUCUUUUGAGUUAAACUGAAAGAGCCAAACCUGUAUGUGUGUGCAUGCACGUGUGUGCACUGCCAAACCUGUAUGUGUGCGUGUGUGCAUGCGUGUGCGCACCACCAAACCUGUGUGUGUGCAUGCAGGUGUGCACCACCAAACCUGUAUCUGUGUGCAUGCGUGUGUGCGCCACCAAACCUGUAUCUGUGUGUGCAUGCAUGUGUGCACCACCAAACCUGUAUCUGUGUGCAUGCGUGUGUGCACAGCCAAACCUGUGUGUAUGUGUGUGCAUGCAUGUGUGCACAGCCAAACCUGUGUGUAUGUGUGUGCAUGCGUGUGUGCACAGCCAAACCUG